CUUAGCUCUAACUUAUUUUCAAUUGUGAAGAUUAGUUUUUUUAAUAGCGUUCUUAUUUCUGUUUAUGAUCAUUAGCUACUAUCUAGGGCAGUGCCUAGCCAUAUUUUUUAGGAUUUUUGAGUCAAUUUGACCGUUGCUACUGGGCCAGUUGGUUGGUAGUAUGGUUUUAGUAGGAACGAAAUUUAUACAGUAACUGUUGAAGAGGGUACCCAGCCAUAUUUCAAAUAGAUUGCUUCAUUGGCUCAACAAGCAGCUUAUCACUUUCCAGGUUUCUGGAGUAUUGCAAGGACUUCACAGCAUGAUGAGUUUUUUAUCAUAUCGUUCCCCUUGCUCAACUUCUUCGGCCUUUCAUUGCAUGCUUUUAGCCAACGAUGGCAGGAAGGCUUCUUGUAUUGUUCCUCGUCGAUUAUUAAGCUCUACUUCAGUAUCAGAUUGUCGCUUUUUCUCAACCAAAUUCAUCUCUGCUACAGUUAGAUGUCUGUCAAGGCUAUUCAAAUGUACUGUAAGGGCUGAUGGCAUUAAAACAAGUCUUCCUCCUUUGUUCAGUGUGGCUCCUAUGAUGGACUGGACUGAUAAUCAUUAUAGGACCCUUGCACGUCUCAUCUCUCAGCAUGCCUGGCUUUACACUGAAAUGAUUGUUGCGGAAACUAUUGUUUAUCAGAAGAACAACUUGGAUAGAUUUUUGGAAUUUCCCGAGACACAGCAUCCUAUAGUUCUUCAAAUUGGAGGGAGCAAUGUGGCAAACCUGGCAAAAGCAGUUGAACUUGCAAAUACUUAUGGCUAUGAUGAAAUCAAUCUGAACUGUGGCUGUCCCAGUCAAAAAGUAGCUGGUCAUGGAUGCUUUGGUGCCCAACUCAUGCUUAAUCCUAAGCUAGUAGGAGAAGCAAUGGCAGCAAUUUCUGCGAAUUCUGAUGUUCCUGUUAGUGUAAAAUGUCGCAUUGGAGUUGAUGAUCAUGAUACAUAUGACAAACUUUGUGCAUUCAUUGAUACUGUUUCAUCUCUUUCACCAACUAGACAUUUUAUCAUACAUGCUCGCAAAGCUUUGUUGAAGGGCCUUUCUCCAGAUGAGAAUCGGACCAUUCCUCCUCUCAAGUAUGAAUAUGUCUUUGGUCUGAUACGUGAUUUUCCUCAUUUGCACUUCACUCUAAAUGGAGGCAUUACCCAAAUUCCCCAGGUGAAGUCAGCAUUGUGGAAGGGAGUAUAUGGAGUGAUGAUAGGGCGUGCUGCAUACAACACCCCAUGGGCUACCUUAGGGCAUGUUGAUACUGCAGUAUAUGGUGUUCCAAGCAGAGGACUUUCUCGCAGACAGAUUUUACAGGAAUAUCAGAAAUAUGCAGAUUCAGUCAUUGGAAAAUAUGGAAUCAAUAAGCCUAGUAUUAGGAAUGUAGUCAAGCCUUUACUCAAUCUGUUUCAUUCAGAGCCUGGGGCUCGAGUUUGGAAACGCAAAGUAGAUGAAGCACUUCGCCAUUGUCAAAAUGUCCAUUCACUUCUGGAGGAAUCAAUUGAAGUAAUUCCCGAUUUUGUUCUGGAUGCUUCUCCACCUAUCCAGAUUUAUGAUGAUGAAUCAUUUUCCCAAAUAGAAAUGUCAUUGCCUGAGAUUUGGGCAGCAACCUCAUCAUGUCUAGAAGUUGAAGAUAUCCAUUCCUACAGAAAAGUGAUACAGAAUGUCUAGUAGUUCUCACAUACUAAAUGCUAUAGACAAAUAUCAGCUAGGAAUGUGUUUUGUACCUUAUCUCUGUACAGGAAAUUCAAGUAUGAAAGACAAGCAUCACUACUAAAUCUGUGCCUUUCAAAAGCAAAAAGCAGGAGAAGUGUUCACAUUGAAAAUAUUAACCAAUGAAUGCAGAUAUGAGCAGUAAGUUUCCGAAUAUCAACAUAUCUUCAUGAACCAAGAAAUAAAUUGGCAUGUGAUUGCCUUUGUGUUGUUAAGCGACUAGAAGUAGAAAACUUCAAUAUCAGAAAACACAUCAACACAAUCAUUCAAAUUUGCAAAGAUUGUUCGACGCAUGCUUCCAAUGGAAGUAAAAGUGAUCUCCAGGUCAAGCUUACAGAAUAUUCAAAGAACAAGACCCCAUAAUUAUCAAGUGAAGGAAAUGCCAAUAUCAUCGUAUGGGAUUUUAUCGACCAGUUUAAUGUAAUAUAUAAAUGAAGUUGGACUCUUUCUUCAUUCAUUCUCACUCAAAUGAAAUGAGCAUAUGUUGGUCCAAACCUGACUAGUGUAAACCAACAAGGAUUUUCAAAAAUCAACAUUUUACUUCCAAAUGUUGGUCUAUAAAGAUACCUUCCUUUGUUGCUAAA
Molecule: messenger RNA, 2298 nt
Organism: Cryptomeria japonica (Japanese cedar)
Lineage: Eukaryota; Viridiplantae; Streptophyta; Pinopsida; Cupressales; Cupressaceae
Exons: 13
Coding region: 299-1672 (457 amino acids)
Biological process (GO): tRNA dihydrouridine synthesis
Molecular function (GO): tRNA dihydrouridine synthase activity; flavin adenine dinucleotide binding
Source: RefSeq, a predicted model, not a curated record